AACGCAGAAACAGCCAAACGCUCUCGCAACGGUCGCAUCCACUGCUACCGCGGCUAACGGUAGCAGUGGGGUUUUCUCUUUUUUUCCCUCCCUUUCACAGUAAAUUGCGUUUUUAAAUCUUAGAAGUAUGUUGUUUAAUAGAAUAGCUGGAUGAAACCAAUCUUUUUCGCUUUUAACGGAGAACAAGUCGGCAGCCGAGCGGGUUUUAGCAGUUGGUUCAUUUUGAUACCGAAGAGGCUCAUCUGUCCGCCGCUGCCGCCGCUGCUGCUCCCCCUUCAGCGGGGAAUUGGACAAAGCCAGUCAGAUGUUGGACGGUUGGAUAAAUGUCCGCGACUCUCCGCGUUUUCAGGCCGGCUUUUGAAGUCGACUUUUCAAACUGAGCACCGCUCGUGAAAGUGACGGCGGCGAGGCGGUUUAGGAGGGCGAGAGUUGGGAUCUCGCACCGAGAGAAGGAGGAGGAAACAGCCGCGGGGAAGAAGGGGCGAAGGGGGCCGAGAUCCUGAUGCCAGUGAUGGCAAACGAGCCGAUCAUCCUGAACGUUUAUGACAUGUACUGGAUCAAUGAGUUCACCAGCUCUCUGGGCAUUGGAGUCUUUCACUCAGGGAUUGAGAUCUAUGGAAGAGAGUUUGCCUAUGGUGGACACCCAUACCCGUUCUCAGGGAUCUUUGAGAUCACUCCGGGCGAUGCCACUGAACUCGGCGAAACGUUUAAGUUCAAGGAAGCCAUCAUCCUGGGCAGCACAGACUUCACGGAGGAAGACGUGGAGCGGAUCGUGGAGGAGAUGGGGAAGGAGUACAAGGGCAACGCCUACCACCUCAUGCACAAGAACUGCAACCACUUUUCCUCAACACUUUCAGAGAUCCUCUGUGGCAGGGAGAUCCCUCGUUGGGUCAACCGCCUGGCCUACUUCAGCUCCUGCGUGCCGUUCCUCCAGAGCUGCCUGCCCAAAGAAUGGCUGACCCCUGCUGCCUUACAGUCCAGCGUGAGCCAGGAGCUCCACGGUGCGGCCGGAGAGCUGGAGGAGGCCGAGGACGCCGCCGCCACCGCCUCCCUGGCCUCCAUGUCGCCCUCCGCCUCCUCCGGCUCCCCCUCCUCUCUGCCUCGACACUGUCGCCCUCAGCCCCGCAGGUAGAAGCAGGGGGUGGGGGAAAACCCCGGGCCUUCGCCCCCCCCUUUCUUAAAGAGACGGUGACCUAAUGGAGAAACCGCAGCAGCCACAGCCAAGAGUCAUGUCAGAGCGUCAAUUCAGACUCGCUCCGUGUGGGAGCAUCGGGACAAUCUGAGCCCCGUCUGGACCUGCGGAGCGGUUCUCACUGAUCCCCACACCCCCCUGAAAACUCAACCCAUUUCCACUCGUUUCUCCUUUACCUGCAAACCACAGGCAGGUUGUACCAGCAUUUACUUGUCACCCCCUCCACCUGGUUAGAGUGUAAAAACAUCUCCGGAGCAGUCGCAAACUAUAAACUCCUAAGUACAUUGUCAUGGAAAAAUUCUCUUUAUUUUAAACAAUUUUCUAAAAGUGUUUUUUUUUUUUCAUGGAAAAUGUCAAUAAGCUUAAAAAUAAUCUUUUACCUAUACCUGUCCAAUCAUUUUGAGGCAAAUGUCUGGUUAAAUUAAGUUUCUGUCGCUGCUGAUUACAACCUGAAUCCCUGGUAAAGCUGCUUUAGGGCCUUCUGUAAAUCCUCCUCAAUAACCGGGUUGUUCUAAAUGUCUGUGAUUGUUCUGACCGCAAGCGAGAGCAAGUCGAGGAGAGAAGUUGUUUUCUCGAACAUCAGCGAGCGCCAUCUUUCUUUAGCGCCGUGUUCUCUUGUCUUUCCUCUUUUGAAGAGCGGCUCUGUGCCACAUCACAUUUUUCAUCUAAGACCACGAGUUCGUAAUCAAAAGUUUGUCUGCCGUCAUCUGAUGAGCUGAACUUCAAGAAGGUAUUAAGUGACUGCAAAAACACAAAACCUUACAAAGGGCUUUCAAUAAGACAAAACUAACUCAUAAGUAAGUUUUGCGCAAGAUAUAGGAGCUUUUAUUUGUCAAUAAUUUGUUAAUAUUGAUUUAAAAAAGCUACUAGUUACAAUGGCAGUUUGAGUAAAAAAAUGUUUGGCAAUGGAAAUAGUAUUUUUUCUUAAUCAAUAUUAAGGAAUUAUUGCUCCUAUAUCUUGCUGAACUGUUACUUGUAAGUUAGUUUUGUCUUAUUUCAAGUCCACUAAGACAGUCACACAAGAAACUAGAACAAAAACACUUUGUAAGAUUUAAUAUUUUUGUAGCGUCAUUUCCUACCACCGAUCGGAUCUGCUCUUAAUUUCAGGUUGCAUGUUUUUAAUGCGUUUAAUAUGAAGUUAUGCUGCUGUUCUAGAGCAGAAUUUGUUGUAGGGCUUUCCUGGCGUCUUUACCAGAGAUUCCAUCAGCGCAGUGGUUUCCGUGUCUCCUUCAAGGCUGUUAAAUGUCUCGUCUCGUAAAUGACAGUUUUUUUUUUUUAUCUCAGUGGGAAUUUCCUGCAGAUAAAAGCAGUUCUGCAGUCGAGUUGAUUCAGCCUGCCAGAUGCCGCUGACGGGUAAAGUUAUAGGAUCAGCCAAAUCUUUUUGUAUUUUAUUUCCGGUGAAACACUUAGCGGUAGCUCAGGUCGUAAAAAAUGUACCCAGGAAACAAAACGCAACAAUCUGAUGAUUCAUACUGACUCAUCAACCAACUCAAAGAAACGUUUUUCCUAAAGUGUUUCGGGUCAAAGGUUAAGGCAGUGAUGCUUUCUAAGUAGCAGCUGCCAUGGUGCCUUUAAACCAGGUACGUUUUUAUGGAACCUAUACAUUUAGCAGGUAUGACGACGUUUAAUAUUUUUUUUGUAUUUUAAAUCAAAGUAAAAUUGAAAUUCACACUAAUGUUGUAUGGUAAUUACAGAAUUUAUUUUUAUUUUUGUCUUAACUGACCAGAGAUCAGCCUGCACCAAUUAUUUUCCUCCAAAGUAGUGAUGUCGCAUCAAACAAACGAAAACACUGUGUGUUGAGGGGUUUUUAUGCCACACAUGUUCAUCAUCACACUGACAAAAAUAAUAAAAGUAAGAGCUUUGCAUUUCACAGGAAGGUGCUAAUUUUCCUCAAAGAGCAAUGGGAUUUAACUACCGCAGGGCGAGUUCUGCUCCAAAGCCAGAGCCGCAGGCGUGCUGGUCGGACGUUUGGACUCACCGUUUCUGACAAAUCCUGUUCUGCUGUAUUCUGAUUUUUAUGAAAUUCUGGCCUUUGGUCAGCUUUGUUUAUUUUUCGACAAACUCAGGACUCUUAAAGGCUUUGUAGUUUGAACUUUUUUCUUUCUUUUUUACACGUUUUAUGUCAUUUCUUUUUCUAAAGCAGUAGUUGCUCAGUUUUGUAUUCCACUCUUCAAAACAAUUUUGUUUUUGUAUCUGUACUUUUCUCUUUUUCAGUGUGCAGGAGUCUCUUUUCGAAACUGAUUAGCAUCGAGCUAACUUCUGGGCCACAUCUUCCUCCACCACAUAAAUACUUGGACACCUUUACAAAUGUAGCACUGUUUGCAAGUUUUUGUCAAGUAUUAUUUUUAAGGGACUGAAUUCUUUUCUUGUUUUUCCCCAGCUCAAUCAUUUGAGUUUCCUUUGCUUUGGUGCUCUGGCACCCAGAUGUAAUUUGAAUAUUUUAGGUUUAUUAUAAAUGAACAUGUUACAGAAGAAAAGGUCAAGCAAAGGUAUUUUGUCAGAAACUUUGUGCGGCAGGACAAAAUCAGAGCUUUAUCAGUAAUGCAACUGCUGUUUUAACGAGUACACCACUUUGGCGCCCUCUGCUGGACACUCUUUUUUUAGAGCUACUGGGGUUUCCUGAAAAGCAAUGACUGGUUUGGGGAAAUUUUUUUGUAUAUGGUACAAGUUAAGAUUAUCCUUUAAAAAAAAAAUCAAAUAAGGAAAUUAGCUAAAGAUGGCUUUGAUGUGAAUAAAUAUUUCACCCUGUAAAUGUUAACUCAUCAAGAUGUUAACAUGAAUGUGAAAUUUACUACAAAUGUUCCAUAGUAAAAUUUGAAUUUAAUGCAAAUCAGGAAACCCCAGAAAUCUGUUUCACAGUAAUUAUUAUUAUUUUUCCCCCAGAGAUUUUAAUACAGCCCAACACAGCUGGAUCCUAUCUGAAUAUUCAAGUAAAACAGUAUAUCACUCCUGGUUUUUAUGUUGUGAUAGUUUAACUGACAAUAAAUUAUACUUAUUUAGUUGCACAAAAAAAAAAAAAAAUACCAAUAAAGCCUUAUGUUUUCAUUCACGUAUGUAGAUGGAAUUUA
Messenger RNA from Poeciliopsis prolifica (blackstripe livebearer), 4260 nucleotides. RefSeq names its product desumoylating isopeptidase 2 (gene desi2). Bases 503 to 1132 code for a protein of 209 amino acids. Gene Ontology annotation, molecular function: deubiquitinase activity. NCBI's taxonomy places the organism in Eukaryota, Metazoa, Chordata, Actinopteri, Cyprinodontiformes, Poeciliidae. The transcript has 5 exons. Gene Ontology annotation, biological process: protein deubiquitination. The record is from RefSeq and is a predicted model, not a curated record.